AUGUUUAGUCGCAUUGGAGGCCGAUGCCUCCCAUGCUGUCGCCGGCGAGCUCUCCAGGUAUCCGUCCGAGUCCGCAAAUUCACAUCCAACCCAGGUGCCGCCGCUGCUGCUUCUGCGAAUCAUGCUGCUUCUACAUCCCCUCUCGGUGCUUUAACAGUUGAAUUGGAUCGAAUUUCUCCGCGGUUCGAAAUUCACGCGUCGCAUAUCAGGAUUAUCGAGUCUCCAGAGUCAUUCUACAAAACCCUCAAGCAUAAAAUAAGACAUGCGAAACGUCGAAUCUACCUCUCUACUCUCUACAUUGGCAAAACCGAACAUGAACUCAUAACUGUGAUUAGCGAAAGUCUACGCCAAAACCCUGAUCUUACGGUUUCCAUCCUCACCGACUGCCUAAGAGGCACCCGCGAAUCGCCCAAUCCAUCAUGCGCUUCCCUCCUAGCUUCGCUAGUAGCCGAACAUGGGCCUGAUCGAGUUGAAAUUAGAAUGUUUCAUACCCCCAAUUUGAUCGGCUUGAGAAAACGAUACGUCCCAAGAAGAAUUAAUGAAGGAUGGGGACUACAGCACAUGAAACUAUACGGCAUUGAUGAUGAAAUAAUACUUUCUGGUGAAAAGCAGAAAUCUGGCUACACCUUGGAAUGGCCAUCGGGAAAUACAGGCCAGUCUCCCCUGGAGCGCCCGGAGGACUUUAUUUCCAGCGCUUCAGCAAUACUUCCGAAAUUGAUAACCCCAACUACUUCCACACUUUCAGUCUCUUCGUUUUCAGAAGAUAAGACCUACGUAUAUCCAGUCGCGCAGUUCACUCCUCUUCUGAAGCCAGACGAAUCAACAGAGUUUCCCGCCGUCAUCAGCAUUCUUGGUGCUCUUUCUACCAACCCUGCGUUAGAAAACUCCAAGUGGCUUUUCACGGCUGGGUAUUUUAACAUCCACCCUGCUUUGUCCUCUCUUCUUAUCGCCAGCACAUCAUAUUCCACAUCCCCACAUACACAGGGCGUCGUGCUCACAGCCUCGCCUUGGGCCAAUGGCUUCUAUGGUUCUCCUGGGGUCUCAGGCAUGUUGCCAGCAGGAUACACGUACCUCUCAGCCCGAUUUCUUGAUCGUGUUGCAGAAGCACAAAAGACAAAUUCAAUCCAGUUAAAGGAAUGGCGGCGCGGCACUGUAGGUGAACCAGGUGGCUGGACGUACCACGCAAAAGGCCUUUGGAUCACGCUUCCAAACGAGAAAACUCCUAGCUUGACUUUUGUGGGAAGCAGCAACUAUACGAAACGCAGCUACAGUCUUGAUCUGGAGGUUGGCGCAGUGGUGGUGACGACGAAUGAACAGUUGAAGCAAAGACUGGGAGAGGAGGCGGCGUGGCUUCAAGAGGAUGCCAAGGCGGUAUCUAGAGAGGAUUUUAGAAAAGUAGAGAGACGUGUCGGGUGGCAUGUAAGAUUGGCAAUGUGGAUUGUUAACAUUGUUGGUGGAGCGAUGUGA
Messenger RNA from Coccidioides posadasii C735 delta SOWgp, 1467 nucleotides. NCBI's taxonomy places the organism in Eukaryota, Fungi, Ascomycota, Eurotiomycetes, Onygenales, Onygenaceae. The record is from RefSeq and is a predicted model, not a curated record.